AGCAAGCAAGGAAUUUCAAUUAAAAAGGAACGAUUCGCUGUGGUUUUUGAGAGUUCAUUUUAUAGCAUUCAUGAAAGAUGGGAAAAACUGCGAGAGGUCAGAGAGAAAAGAAAGUUUGUGAAACAUUAGAGCGAUGGCAGCGGCUGAAUUCAAGCGUCCAAAUGAAAAGAAGAAGACCAAUUCAUAAGGGCUCCACCAAAGGAUGUAUGAAAGGAAAAGGAGGGCCUGAAAAUGAGCGGUACAAUUACAGAGGCGUGAGGCAGCGGACGUGGGGUAAAUGGGUGGCAGAAAUCAGAGAGCCGGAGAGAGGUAAGCGCCUCUGGCUUGGCACUUUCGACACGGCCCAUGAGGCCGCUCUUGCAUAUGACCGCGCUGCUCAAAUCAUGUAUGGAUCUUUUGCCCGCCUCAAUAAUCCUCUACCUCUUCCUCCUCCAUCUGAGAAUUCUAGUAAUGACUUCAAAAUUUCAAGUACAGAUGGCUGCACUACUUUUGCCAUUGACGAGGGCGAGCUACGUGAGUUUAAUAUAGAAGAGAUUAUGAUGAUGUUUGUUGAUGGAGGAGGAGAUUAGAAAUCGGCUACCAACCUUUCUGCAUGUCUUUUUGAGCAGAUUGACUUGUAAAAUUAAAUGGGAAUUCUAUUUUGUGUUCAUAUCUCAGGAUUGCAGUUACAUUGUAUUCAAUGUUUUUAUUCAUUUU
This is a messenger RNA of Cryptomeria japonica (Japanese cedar), 696 nucleotides long. Its product is annotated as dehydration-responsive element-binding protein 2A-like. The transcript has a single exon. Gene Ontology annotation, biological process: regulation of DNA-templated transcription. Gene Ontology annotation, molecular function: DNA-binding transcription factor activity; DNA binding. Bases 78 to 569 code for a protein of 163 amino acids. The record is from RefSeq and is a predicted model, not a curated record. NCBI's taxonomy places the organism in Eukaryota, Viridiplantae, Streptophyta, Pinopsida, Cupressales, Cupressaceae.